Zalophus californianus (California sea lion) is the source of this 3976-nucleotide messenger RNA. It is a transcript of the gene CDS2, whose product is annotated as CDP-diacylglycerol synthase 2. Bases 206 to 1543 code for a protein of 445 amino acids. Gene Ontology annotation, cellular component: endoplasmic reticulum membrane. Lineage: Eukaryota; Metazoa; Chordata; Mammalia; Carnivora; Otariidae. Gene Ontology annotation, molecular function: phosphatidate cytidylyltransferase activity. The transcript is spliced from 13 exons. The record is from RefSeq and is a predicted model, not a curated record.
GAUCGUGCUCCGCCCGGGUGAAAGAGCGGCGGCGGCGCUGGGCGGGGCCGAGUUCCACAGCCGGCAGCCGGGCUGUGGUGGGUCCUGAGAGCCGCUCAGGCGGGGCGGGGCCGGCCGAGCGGAGUCCGCGCGUGCCCGCGCUGAGCUGCCCGCUCCGGCGGCUGCGCUGCUCGCCUGCCGCGACGUAGCGCCGGGGUCUCCAAGCAUGACCGAGCUGAGGCAGAGGGCGGUCCGCGAGCCGGACGCGCCGCCCGAGGACAAGGAAUCGGAGUCAGAAGCAAAGGUAGAUGGAGAGACUGCAUCGGACAGUGAGAGCCGAGCGGAAGCUGCUCCUUUAUCAACCUCUGCAGAUGAUACCCCAGAGGUCCUCAACAGGGCCCUUUCCAACUUGUCUUCAAGGUGGAAGAACUGGUGGGUGAGAGGCAUCCUGACUUUGGCCAUGAUUGCAUUUUUCUUCAUCAUUAUUUACCUGGGACCAAUGGUUUUAAUGAUCAUUGUGAUGUGUGUUCAGAUUAAGUGUUUCCAUGAGAUUAUCACUAUUGGCUACAACGUCUACCACUCCUAUGACCUGCCCUGGUUCAGAACCCUCAGCUGGUACUUUCUACUGUGUGUAAAUUACUUCUUCUAUGGUGAGACGGUGACCGAUUACUUCUUCACUCUGGUCCAGAGAGAGGAGCCUUUGCGGAUUCUCAGUAAAUACCACCGGUUCAUUUCCUUUACUCUCUAUCUAAUAGGAUUCUGCAUGUUUGUACUGAGUCUGGUCAAGAAGCAUUAUCGACUGCAGUUCUACAUGUUUGGCUGGACCCAUGUAACAUUACUGAUUGUUGUAACUCAGUCACAUCUCGUUAUCCACAACCUGUUUGAAGGAAUGAUCUGGUUCAUUGUCCCCAUCUCUUGUGUGAUCUGUAAUGACAUUAUGGCCUAUAUGUUUGGCUUCUUCUUUGGUCGGACCCCACUCAUUAAGCUGUCCCCGAAGAAGACCUGGGAAGGCUUCAUUGGGGGCUUCUUUGCUACUGUGGUGUUUGGCCUUCUGCUGUCCUAUGUGAUGUCCGGGUACAGAUGCUUUGUCUGCCCCGUGGAAUACAACAAUGACACCAACAGCUUCACUGUGGACUGUGAGCCCUCGGACCUCUUUCGUCUGCAGGAGUACAGCAUCCCUGAGGUGAUCCAGUCGGUCAUUGGCUUGACAACAGUCUGGAUGUACCCUUUCCAGAUUCACAGCAUCGCCCUCUCCACGUUUGCCUCGCUCAUCGGCCCCUUUGGAGGGUUCUUUGCAAGUGGAUUCAAACGAGCCUUUAAAAUCAAAGACUUUGCCAACACCAUUCCUGGCCACGGAGGCAUCAUGGAUCGCUUUGACUGCCAGUACCUGAUGGCCACCUUUGUCAACGUGUACAUUGCCAGUUUUAUCAGGGGCCCCAACCCAAGCAAGCUGAUUCAGCAGUUCCUGACCUUGCGUCCAGAUCAACAGCUGCACAUCUUCAACACACUCAGAUCUCACCUGGCCGACAAGGGGAUGCUGACAGCCGCCACAGAGGAUGAGUAGGGGCCCUGGGGCCGAGACAGCAGGAGCAAAUGGAGCGAGGGGCUGGGCUCCAAGGCAAAGCCCCACUGGUGUGACUCAGUCAAUGACAAGGCUUCAACUCACUUUUUUUUUUUUUUUGGUAGAGUUUUUUAUUUGUGGGUUUUCAAAACAAUCUGUAUAUACAGUCUAUGUGCUUAUGAUUUGGGUCGUGGGUAAACUACAGCUUUGAGUUGGAAAGAAGUCACGGGGGUCAGACCAUUCGGGUUUUUUAAACAAAAGUUUUAACCUGGAAGACAGUGUUGCCCAGCUAGGGUACAUCUGCUUGGUUCUUCUUACUCUCAAGCUAGAGUUUCUGUUGCUGGGCUCGCUCAGAGAGUGGAUGUCCAUCUGUGGCUGACCAGUUCAGGGGCACCCCCCUGGCCUGUCUUUGUAGCUGCCCACCUCCUCACCCCCCCCCCACCCCACCCCACUGCAGCUGGGAAGAAGUGCACCGCUUGGAUGUCUUUGCUACUGGAGAGCUUUCACCUGGGCUUCUCGAGAAUCCCUGCCCUGGAGCGAUGGGACAGUUGCCUUCUGUAGGCUGGAGGGACAAAGGCUGAUUAAUUAGAUAAACAUCCUACCCACAAAGUCCUGUGGAGCGUGAGCUCUGCUUUAUGAUAUGGGUUCACCUUCCUUCAUCACAGACUGAAAGAAGGCUUCAGUAUUUUUUUUUUUUCAGGAAGCGCGAGAAAUUAUUUAUAAUAGUCUGAAAAAAUACACUGUAGUAUUUCAAGUGUAUGCAAUAGAAUGUACUGUCACGAGCCCUUUCCCACAGGUUGUUGGCUCAAGUGGCUCCUCUUGGGCAGUCCAGCUAACUGUCUUUUCAGGGAAGAUACCGUUCAUGUUUGUGCUGUAGACUUGUUGCUGCUGAAUCCUUCCAGGGGGCUCUUCUGUUAGGCAGGGAGCAGGGGGCUUCUGGUUCAUGCACCCUUUGCCUGACCUGACCGACCACCCCUGUAGCUGCUGUGUGCUGUAUAUACUACUCUUAAGGCAAGUGUGUAUCUGUGUGUGGGUUUUAAAAAUCUCUUACUUCUUACAGUGAUUUCAGUUGUACCAUGAUUUCUUCACUGAAACCACAAAAUCCUGCUUACAACUCCGGAAACCUAACCCUAUUAGAGGUGUGACUAUUCUGAAGAUUACAUGCACAUUUUAUAUAUUUAUAUAUAUAAUGUGACCGGUUUAAAUGUAGAUUGUAUUUUAUUGAAGGGACCUUUUUUCUUUUACACUGUGACACCCCCCCCCCCCCCCGCCCCCGCCUGAUAAUAGGAGUGAGGUUGACUUUGGGGAGAUAAGUUCUUUGUCAGGACAACAAGCAAGGGAGGAUAGGAGCGAGAACUUGGUGCCCAGAUGGGUUCAGUUAUUCCGUGACAUGGUGGUUCUCUUUGCCAAAUGAGGGUGCGGUAACUUGCUUCAGCACCUUGAUCUGAUCCUGGUUCAUUCUGUUUCUGUUUAAGUCAGCCGUUCUCCUUCCCUCAAAGCUCACAGUCAGCUCAGCUCACUGCCAUGUCCGGCGCAGGGUGGCAGGCCCCUCGACGUUGCAGCUCAUGGUCACUGCGUGGCUCGCCCCACCCGUGCAGCACUGAAGCAUCUUCUCCCCCCUCCCUUGAGCUUGUACUUCUGUUUCAGCAUGUGGCUUUUCUGGUUCAGGGCUGAGGGCCCCUUAAGAACAAAAUGUGUUUUUGCGUGGGGUUUCCAUUCUGGCUGUGUGACCCUGGGCAGGACACAUCCCUCUCUGGGUCCUUGUUUUCUGAGUGCUCCCUAAUUCCAGUAUUGAGUCAUGUCCUGGGCACCCAAACAGCAAGAGCUUUCAGGCCGUUUCUAAAUGCUUGUUCUUGAGAUGACUCAGUAUCUCACCAACAAAUCUUAAACAGUGGAGGUCAUUAGUAACACAUCUGGUUUUCACAUUGAAGGAUGGACUUGGUUGGUGAAACCAGAGACAGAAGGGGUUGUCUCUGUUGCCUUAUUCUGGGCAUAUGGUAGAGGCCUUGAUGGCUGAGGCCCAGCGGCCCUUGAAUAAGGCUGUCUUUGGGAUCGGCGUGCCUGGCACAAUCCUUUGUGGAAGUGGUCGCCGACGGGAGCUCUGGGGUCCUGGGAGACUGAAGCUGGAUGCUCACUAGAGCUCUAAGCAAGAAGCCCAGAGGGUCAGCUUGGGUUUUAUCUUCUAUUUUCCCCACUUGCUUUCUGGUCAAGGAAGAGGAAUUUCCUAGCCUAGUAGCCAGGCAAGUAAAGCCACCUCAUGUCUCUAUCUACACACAGUGUUUUUCUUUCUCCCAUUUAUUGAGAUAUUUCACCACACAGACAAGAUGCAAGAGACUGUUUUAACAUACCCCUGUGCAGAUCUUCAUGAAUGGCAUAACUUGCUUCGAUCCAUUUUUGUGUGUAUGAGAAAUAAAAUGUGACAAACUGUGUGCUCUC